Callorhinus ursinus (northern fur seal) is the source of this 6037-nucleotide messenger RNA. It is a transcript of the gene DENND5B, whose product is annotated as DENN domain containing 5B. Gene Ontology annotation, molecular function: small GTPase binding; guanyl-nucleotide exchange factor activity. The record is from RefSeq and is a predicted model, not a curated record. Lineage: Eukaryota; Metazoa; Chordata; Mammalia; Carnivora; Otariidae.
GCAGCGCGGCCGGGAUGAGCGGGAGCGGCGCGGCGCCUGGCCCGAGCUCGGGCUCCUCCCCGACCGCCUGCCGCUUCGCGCACUACUUCGUGCUGUGCGGGAUCGACGCAGACAGCGGGCUGGAGCCCGACGAGCUGGCGGUUUUGUACCAAUGGCUAGAAGCAGAUCGUCAUGGCAAGAGCCAAGAUACUGCAAAUACGACUUCAGGUGAAAACUUUGACCAGAGUCCUUUGAGAAGAACAUUCAAAUCCAAAGUGUUGGCCCACUAUCCUGAGAAUAUAGAAUGGAACCCUUUUGAUCAAGAUGCAGUGAACAUGCUGUGCAUGCCUAAAGGACUAUCUUUCAGAACUCAAACUGACAAUAAAGACCCUCAGUUCCACUCAUUUAUAAUUACCCGGGAAGAUGGUUCUCGUACCUAUGGUUUUGUUCUCACUUUUUAUGAAGAAGUUACAAGUAAGCAGAUCUGCACAGCCAUGCAGACGCUCUACCAGAUGCACAACGCCGAGCACUACAGCGGCGUGUAUGCUUCGUCUUCCUGCAGCAUGGAUUCGCUGGCAAGCAGUGUUGAUGAGGGAGAUACAACUUCCCUUUUGAAACUCCAGCGAUACAACUCCUAUGACAUCAGCAGAGACACGCUGUAUGUUUCAAAAAGUAUAUGUUUGAUCACACCGCUGCCUUUCAUGCAGGCCUGCAAGAAAUUCCUUAUCCAGCUUUACAAGGCAGUUACCUCACAGCAGCCGCCACCCUUGCCGCUUGAGAGCUACAUCCAUAACAUUCUCUACGAGGUACCCCUUCCACCUCCAGGGAGGUCACUGAAAUUUUAUGGUGUUUAUGAACCCGUCAUCUGCCAGAGACCUGGGCCCAGUGAACUCCCCCUCUCCGAUUACCCUCUUCGAGAGGCCUUCGAGCUUCUGGGAUUGGAGAACCUGGUGCAGGUGUUUACCUGUGUUCUUUUAGAGAUGCAGAUCCUUCUCUACUCACAAGAUUAUCAACGCUUGAUGACUGUGGCGGAAGGCAUCACCACACUUUUGUUCCCAUUUCAAUGGCAGCAUGUUUAUGUGCCCAUCCUCCCUGCUUCUCUGCUACAUUUUCUUGAUGCUCCUGUCCCUUAUCUGAUGGGCCUUCAGUCAAAAGAAGGAACUGACCGUUCUAAGCUAGAACUUCCUCAAGAGGCUAAUUUGUGUUUUGUGGAUAUUGACAACCAUUUUAUUGAACUGCCUGAAGAAUUUCCACAAUUCCCCAAUAAGGUGGAUUUUAUCCAGGAACUCUCUGAAGUGCUUCUUCAAUUUGGGAUCCCUCCUGAGGGUAGCCUCCAUUGCAGUGAGAGUGCCACAAAACUGAAGAAUCUGGUUCUGAAGGACUUGGUUAAUGACAAAAAGAAUGGCAACGUCUCCACUAACAACAUCAGCAUGUACGAGUUACUGAAGGGCAAUGAAACCAUAGCCCGCCUCCAAGCUCUGGCCAAGCGGACCGGUGUGACCGUGGAAAAAAUGGAUCUCUCUGCCACACUGAGUGAAAAAGAAAAGGAUUUAAAACUUCAGUGUGAAGAGGCAGAACUAAGGGACUACCAGCUCAACGUGCAGCUCCGUGAGGUCUUUGCUAACCGCUUUACACAGAUGUUUGCAGAUUAUGAAGCAUUUGUGAUUCAGACUGCCCAGGACAUGGAAUCCUGGCUGACCAACCGAGAACAGAUGCAGAACUUUGACAAAGCUUCCUUUCUCUCUGACCAGCCUGAGCCUUACCUGCCAUUUCUUUCACGCUUCAUUGAAACACAGAUGUUUGCCACCUUUAUUGAUAAUAAAAUUAUGUCUCAGUGGGAAGAGAAGGAUUCUUUGCUUCGGGUCUUUGACUCUCGGAUUGAGAAGAUGAGACUGUAUAAUGUAAGGGCACCCACCUUGAGGACAUCUAUUUAUCAGAAAUGCAGCACUUUAAAAGAAGCAGCCCAAUCAAUUGAGCAGCGACUGAUGAAAAUGGAUCACACGGCAAUCCACCCACAUCUGCUUGAUAUGAAAAUUGGUCAAGGCAAAUAUGAGCAAGGGUUCUUUCCAAAGUUACAGUCUGAUGUGUUGGCAACAGGACCAGCUAAUAACAAUCGCUGGGUAAGUCGGAGUGCCACGGCGCAGCGCAGGAAAGACCGCCUUCGCCAACACUCGGAGCACAUUGGAUUGGACAAUGACCUGCGGGAGAAAUAUAUGCAAGAGGCACGAAGUUUAGGAAAAAACCUGAGGCAGCCCAAACUGUCAGACCUCUCUCCUGCAGUGAUUGCACAGACCAACUGCAAAUUUGUAGAAGGCUUAUUGAAAGAAUGUAGAAUGAAGACAAAGCGCAUGUUAGUGGAGAAGAUGGGACAUGAAGCAGUGGAACUGGGCCAUGGAGAAGCAAACAUAACCGGCUUGGAAGAGAACACCUUGAUCGCCAGCCUCUGUGACCUACUGGAAAGGAUAUGGAGCCACGGCUUGCAGAUCAAGCAGGGGAAGUCAGCUUUGUGGUCACAUUUAAUUCAGUUUCAGGACAGAGAAGAGAAGCAAGAGCACCUUGCAGAAUCGCCAGUUGCCCUUGGACCAGAAAGAAGAAAAUCUGACUCAGGAGUUAUGUUGCCAACACUCAGGGUCUCUCUUAUCCAAGACAUGAGGCAUAUUCAGAACAUGAGUGAGAUCAAGACUGACGUUGGACGAGCUCGGGCGUGGAUAAGACUAUCUCUAGAAAAGAAGCUCCUGUCCCAGCAUCUCAAGCAGUUGCUCUCCAACCAGCCACUCACCAAGAAGCUUUAUAAGCGUUAUGCUUUUCUACGCUGUGAAGAAGAAAGAGAGCAGUUUCUUUACCAUCUUCUUUCCCUCAAUGCGGUUGACUACUUCUGCUUCACCAGUGUGUUCACCACUAUCAUGAUUCCAUAUAGGUCAGUGAUCAUCCCCAUCAAAAAGCUGAGCAAUGCGAUCAUCACAUCGAACCCUUGGAUCUGUGUAUCGGGAGAGCUAGGAGACACGGGAGUAAUGCAGAUUCCCAAAAACCUCCUCGAAAUGACUUUUGAGUGCCAGAACUUGGGGAAGCUGACCACUGUUCAGAUUGGCCAUGAUAACUCAGGACUGUUAGCCAAAUGGCUAGUGGAUUGUGUCAUGGUCAGAAAUGAGAUCACAGGACAUACAUACAGGUUCCCAUGCGGGCGGUGGUUGGGGAAAGGCAUUGAUGAUGGAAGCCUGGAGAGAAUCCUUAUUGGGGAAUUGAUGACCUCAGUGGCAGAUGAGGAUCUGGUAAAGCAGUGUCGGACUCCACCCCAACAGAAAUCCCCCACCUCGGCUCGGAGACUGAGCAUCACUUCACUGACAGGAAAAACCACCAAACCCAAUGCUGGACAGAUCCAAGAAGGAAUUGGAGAAGCUGUGAAUAAUAUUGUGAAACAUUUUCACAAACCUGAGAAAGAGAGAGGAAGCCUCACAGUGUUGCUAUGUGGAGAAAAUGGACUGGUUGUGGCACUUGAACAAGUCUUCCAUCAUGGGUUCAAAUCUGCCCGCAUCUUUCACAAGAAUGUCUUCAUCUGGGACUUCAUAGAGAAAGCAGUUGCUUAUUUUGAAACCACUGACCAGAUUCUAGACAAUGAAGAUGAUGUCCUUAUUCAGAAAUCAUCCUGCAAAACCUUCUGCCACUAUGUAAAUGCUAUUAAUACUGCACCCAGGAACAUUGGGAAAGACGGCAAAUUCCAGAUUUUAGUUUGCCUCGGAACACGGGAUCGCCUGCUCCCACAGUGGAUCCCACUCUUAGCCGAGUGUCCUGCCAUUACCCGAAUGUACGAGGAGAGCGCCCUCCUGCGAGACCGCAUGACUGUCAACUCUCUCAUCCGCAUUCUGCAGACCAUUCAGGACUUCACCAUAGUCUUGGAAGGCUCACUCAUCAAAGGAGUGGAUGUGUAACCCACGUGGCUAGAAACGCUCAGUCCAGACCCCUUGUUCCUGAGCCUUCCCCAACUAUGGGGACUGAUUUGGACUUGUCUGACAAGGGAGUGAGUCAGUGCGGGGGCAACACACCGUAUUCCCCAAUUUGAACAAUCCUCACACUACAGACAAGGCAAAAUGCUGUAUUGUAGUUCAUUUGAACCUGGAAUUUAGUAUAAAAUAGAGUAUUUUCAUGUGUUAGAUGUGUGUAAAUAUGCUAUCUUCUUUAAGAAAUUAUAUUACUCUAAUAAGAUACUUUUCUUAGAUUGAAUAUUCCUGUGACUUAAAAUAAGUAGCUUAACCGCAUUGGGAGUUGGGGAGGGGAAGAGUGGUGCUAGCCAGGAAGAAGCCAGUAAACAUGUAAUUACAGUGCAACCCAGUCGGGGGCUUUUAUUUCCCUCCAGGUAUCACAAAGGAACCCAGAAUGCAUUGUUAUAUCAUAGCCAUCCAUCCUGGUGUGUCCGAUCCUUUGUAUUGUGAAUGUGAACAGCUUUACCUACUGUACAUGGUAGUCCUCACUUACAUUUUUUUUUUAGGUUACAAAUGGUUUCAUACAUUUGAAUUGAGUCACUUUUCCAGUCUUUUGGAAAAAUUUUUCCGUCGGCACAAGAUAAAGAUAUGAUUCAAAUAUUUUAAAUACUGGACCCCAGGAGCUUGGCUGAACUGGAAAGAGAACACACAAAGCCCUGAAAAGUAUGUUAAAUUGUAGGAUUAUAACUUCUUUACACUUUGGAAAGAUUAGCCUAGACUAACUUCAUUCUUGGCAUUUUUAUUCUUGUUAUGUGAGCUACUUUGAAGAGAUGUGAAUUUCAGAGUGUUGGUCUCAUAGUUAUAAGAACUGCAAAUGGCAGUUUGAUUCUGUACUUAUAAUUUGGCCAUCUGACCCCCCGCAGUCCUUACCUCAAGGGUAAUCUCAAACCCUGUCUUUGUUAGGUUCCAUUCACCCCUCCCCUCCCCUCUUCCUGUGCCCAUCCCCCUCUCAGGAAAUGGAAGGAAUGUCUAAGAAGGAGGAGGGCUCUGUGUAGCUUGGAAUGUUUUUGUGAAAGUAUUUGUUGACCAUGAUAAUGCAAAUAACAGAGGGAAAGAGCAAGAAUGAACCCUUUCUGGGUGUUUCAGGGCAAGUUUUAUGUUCCUUUUUAAGAAAGGGUAAUAUAAAACAACUAGCCCUGAGAAGGUGAAAGCCAGGGCAGCACAGACUGACAAAAAUGGAAGCAGUACGGGAGGCAACAGUUUUGAAAGACCAAACAUUGUGAGUAGCUUUCCAGCUUGGUAUUUUAUAAGGAAGUUAAAUAAAUGGGUUAGCCAGUUACCUUGAGUCUUCGUUUAUGGUAGGUCCUGUAACUCAUUAGGCAUUUGCACAUUGUUAGCGGUGAAAUUGCCUCAGCAGAGCUCCGGGGUUUAUUCCCAGUUGUGGCUGAGAAGCAAAGCCAUGGCCUCUCAGGACCCUUGUACAGUCUUGAGGGUCCUGGGCUUAGCCAACAGUAUUGUUCCACUUAUUUCCUGGAGGAAGAAACUAAUGAAACAAGUGCCUCACUCCCUUUAUCAAACACUGUAUUCAGCUGGGGUCACCAAGGCACAUCCCCUUUUAACCAGUGACUUAAUCCAGGAGCACCGGGGGAGUUGAAGGCAGCAUUUAGAAGCCCAUGGAAGAGCUUUAAGAAGAUGAUUCUGGGUGACCUGGGUAGCCUGGAGAUUUGCUCGCCUGAGGCUAAGGGCUGUCUGCAUUGGUGUAGCUCUUCCAAGGACCUGGAAAGUCUAUCAUGGGAGGCAUCCAGACCCUAUUUAACAGGUUCUUGUGUUGCAGUGAUCAGACAGCACAGAAUGAUCAGUGCAGGGUUUUAUUAUUCUUAGUACCUUUCUUAGAAGGCCAUGGCUCUGGCACACUCCGGGCAGCUGAGAGAUGACUUAGGUUAGUAUGCUAGUAUCAAGUCCUCAUUUUAUAGAUGGGAACACUUGAGGAUCAGAGAGGCUAAAUACUUACCCCACGGCUGGUCAGUAACCAGAGUCUAGAGCUCGUGUCUUUUAUUACACCAAGGCUGCAUGAGACCGAGCUCCAAGGAGGCAUUCAUAUUUUUUUUUAUAAAAAUUUUAUUUAUUUGACAGAGAGACAC